Messenger RNA from Arachis duranensis, 1427 nucleotides. RefSeq lists its product as uncharacterized. The transcript has a single exon. Lineage: Eukaryota; Viridiplantae; Streptophyta; Magnoliopsida; Fabales; Fabaceae. Gene Ontology annotation, molecular function: protein binding. The record is from RefSeq and is a predicted model, not a curated record. Bases 79 to 1335 code for a protein of 418 amino acids.
AUUUUUUCUUUCUACCCACUUUCUUGCCCUUUAAAACUUUGAAUGUUACUCACCAAAUUUUAGUUAGGAUCAUACAACAUGAUGAGUAUCCUCCACUCACAAAAAUUCUCAAUCUCAAGAACUUUGUACAAUCUCUUAUUGUUAAUGUCCCUUCUUUCUAUUAUCCACACAUCAGCACUACACAACACAAAAAACAAAGGCCACAGAAACAAAAGUGUUGCCAAAUCAGUUCCAAUUGUAGCAGCAACAUCUCCAAUUUCUCCACCUCUAGUGUUUGCAGAUCAAAGGCUUCAAUUAGUAUAUCCAGUGAUCCAAAAAUUCAAGUCCACCAUAACCUUAGAUCCCUUAGGAGUUACAAAAACUUGGGUAGGUUCAGAUAUUUGUAGCUACAAAGGUUUCUAUUGUGACACUCCACCAUACAAUAGUUCAGCCGUUGCCUUAGCCUCAAUUGAUUUCAACGGUUUUCAACUUGUUGCACCUACCCUUGAUGGAUUCAUAGAUCAAUUACCUGAUAUUGCUCUGUUCCAUGCAAAUACCAACAAUUUUAGUGGAACAAUCACACCCCAGAUUUCAAAAUUACCUUAUCUUUAUGAGCUUGAUCUUAGUAACAAUCAAUUAUCAGGUCCAUUUCCUCUGGCUGUUCUAGGAAUGGAAACGUUAACGUUUUUGGACAUUAGGUUCAAUUUGUUCUCUGGGGCAGUUCCACCACAGAUUUUCACACAGAAUCUUCAAGUUUUGUUCAUCAACAACAACAUAUUUAAUCAGAGUUUGCCUGAUAACUUAGGAUCCACUCAUAUUUUGUUGCUAACCUUAGCAAACAACAAAUUCAACGGUCCAAUUCCAACAAGUCUUCCAAAGGCUUUAGCCACACUCACUGAAGUGUUGCUAUUGAACAACCAGCUAACAGGUUGUUUGCCUUAUGAGAUUGGUUACCUUCAAGAGGCAACGGUUUUUGACGUUGGGAAUAACCAAUUGACAGGUCCGUUGCCAUUGUCAUUGAGUUGUCUUGAGAAGGUUGAGAUUCUGAAUUUUGGUGGGAAUUUGUUGUAUGGUAUGGUGCCUGAAGUUGUGUGUGCAAGUUUGAUGGGCAAUUUGGUAAAUUUCUCACUUUCAGAUAACUAUUUCAAUGCUGUGGGACCCAUUUGUAGGGUUUUGAUUGAGAGAGGAGUUCUUGAUGUUACAAAGAAUUGCAUUCCUGAUCUUCCAUUCCAGAGAUCAAUUAUUGAAUGUGCUCAAUUCUUUGCACAACCAAGGAUGUGUCCAUUGAUGUGGUAUCAUAGUUUCAUCCCUUGCAAGCUUCAUUUUCAUAACACUCCACUUUCUUCUAUACCCUAGUUAGUACUUAGAUUGCAUUUAAUUUCCAUUGCUUCAUCUAAAAUUGUUUGGUAAUGAGACUGUAUAGAAAAAGCAAAAUAUUUUUAAUCAAA